GGACUUUUAAACAUAUAUUAUUGAACCGGAAGUAUUUAGUUGUAUCUAGUGUCCCCGAGUGCCUGUAUUUGUGAAGAAACUUGUUUUGUUGUUUAAAAUUCGUGAAGUAAUACUGUGUCUGAGAAACAAUGGAUGUUGAAGAGAGGAGUUAUGGUGGCUGUGAGGGCCCAGAUGCUAUGUAUGUAAAGCUGAUCUCUUCAGAUGGUCAUGAGUUUAUUGUUAAGAGAGAGCAUGCCUUAACCUCAGGCACUAUCAAAGCUAUGCUGAGUGGACCUGGUCAGUUUGCUGAAAAUGAAACCAAUGAGGUCAACUUCCGGGAGAUCCCAUCUCACGUUCUCUCCAAAGUGUGCAUGUACUUUACCUACAAAGUUCGUUACACCAACAGCUCAACAGAAAUUCCAGAAUUUCCCAUUGCCCCUGAGAUUGCUUUGGAACUGCUCAUGGCUGCAAACUUCCUAGACUGUUAAAAUGUGAAUCGAGCAUGUAUUAUUCUAUGAUCAUCUUGCAUGCCACUUAUACAUGUAUCUGUGUUUAUGAGUAUGUAUUUAAGUAUUGUUCUUUUGAAUCUUUGGGGUUUUAUGUGAACAAUGACAGUUUAUUCUACUUUAUAUGGAUAAUUUGUUUUAGUGUUUUAAAAUGUUCCAUGUCUUUAUUGUUUUGUAUUUGCUGUUGCAAUUGGUUUAGUCAGCAGGAAUAAACAUGAAUUAAAUUAA
This is a messenger RNA of Triplophysa rosa, 713 nucleotides long. RefSeq names its product elongin C paralog a (gene eloca). Bases 129 to 467 code for a protein of 112 amino acids. The transcript has 4 exons. Lineage: Eukaryota; Metazoa; Chordata; Actinopteri; Cypriniformes; Nemacheilidae. Gene Ontology annotation, biological process: ubiquitin-dependent protein catabolic process. The record is from RefSeq and is a predicted model, not a curated record. Gene Ontology annotation, cellular component: elongin complex. Gene Ontology annotation, molecular function: protein-macromolecule adaptor activity.